Odocoileus virginianus texanus is the source of this 1919-nucleotide messenger RNA. Lineage: Eukaryota; Metazoa; Chordata; Mammalia; Artiodactyla; Cervidae. The record is from RefSeq and is a predicted model, not a curated record.
CUGCCUCCCCCUUCCUGUUCCCAGGAGCUCAGGACUGGCCUCCGGACCCCUGGCCUCUGGGGCAGAAGCCAGGGUUGGCCAGCUCCCACCCCAGAUGCCCAGCAGGCCAGGCGCAGGCAGCGCUGGGGGCGUGACGACUCUCAGCUGGCCUCCAGAGGGUGUCCCCCUGCCAGUGCGCCUGGGCCCUGCCCACGAUGACCAGCCCACCCCUCAGCCUCACUCAUCUGCUCACUGUUUCAGGAUUGCUCUGUUACUCGGCUUGCUGUUUGGCCCUGCCUGGCCUGGAUCAGAAGAGACGCGGCGGCCCCCGAACAUGCUGCCUGCUGACGCCCCCGCCGCCCCCGCUGUUCCCGCCGCCCUUCUUCCGAGGUGGCCGGGGCCCGCUUCUCUCCCCGGACAUGAAGAAUCUCGUCCUGGAACUGGAGACGGCACGGUCCCCAUGUGUGCAUGGGUCGCUCAGCUCAUCUGGGCCUCCAGGCCCGCAGGGCCCACCUGGGCUUCCUGGCAAGACUGGACCAAAGGGAGAGAAGGGGGAGCUUGGUCGACCAGGAAGGAAGGGCAGACCUGGCCCCCCAGGAGUUCCUGGCAUGCCUGGGCCUGUCGGCUGGCCCGGCCCUGAAGGCCCCAGGGGUGAAAAAGGUGACCUGGGUCUGAUGGGCUUGCCAGGGUCAAGAGGACCAAUGGGCUCCAAGGGCUACCCUGGAUCCAGAGGGGAAAAGGGAUCCAGAGGUGAAAGGGGUGACUUGGGUCCCAAAGGAGAAAAGGGUUUCCCAGGAUUUCCUGGAAUGUUGGGGCAGAAAGGAGAAAUGGGGCCGAAGGGCGAGCCUGGGCUUGCUGGCCACCGGGGACCCACAGGCAGACCAGGGAAACGAGGCAAGCAGGGGCAGAAAGGAGAUAGUGGCAUCACAGGCCCCCCAGGCAAACCUGGGCCUUCUGGUCAACCUGGCCGUCCGGGUCCCCCAGGCCCCCCGGGUCCUCCCUCUGCAGGACAACUUGUCAUGGGACCCAAGGGGGAAAGAGGAUUUCCUGGGCCCCCAGGAAGAUGUCUUUGUGGACCUCCCAUGAAUGUGAAUAACCCUUCCUAUGGGGAGUCUGUGUAUGGGCCCAGCUCCCCACGAGUUCCUGUGAUCUUUGUGGUCAACAACCAGGAGGAACUGGAGAGGCUGAACACCCAGAACGCCAUCGCCUUCCGCAGAGACCAGAGGUCCCUGUACUUCAAGGACAGCCUUGGCUGGCUCCCCGUCCAGCUGACACCCGUCCACCCCCGGGACUACCCUGGAGACCACCGCGGCUCCUGCGGGGACGGAGUCCUGCAGCUGGGGGAGGAGUGUGACGAUGGGAACACAGACGCCGGUGAUGACUGCAUCCGCUGCCGCCGGGCCUACUGCGGAGACGGCCACCGGCACCGGGGCGUGGAGGACUGCGACGGCGCGGACUUCGGCCACCUGACCUGCGAGACCUAUCUCCCCGGGUCGUACGGAGACCUGCGCUGCACCCGGUACUGCUUCAUCGACUCCACGCCUUGCCGCUACUUCACCUGAACGCCCCCGGGAGGAGGCGGCGGCCCCCGCGGCGCCGGUAGCAGCUUUUCCGCCCUCGGCAGACUGACUGACCUCACCCCCAUCCUGGUCCAGUGUCCACCGCCUUCGUGCCACAGAAAGAAGGACAAACUCUUGCUGCUAAGACAAGCUUGUAACGCGGUCCGACUGGAGGAACCGAGGACCCCCGCCCUGUCUUCGCCCCGGGCCUCCACCCUGCGCCCAGCGCGACCCUGCGGCCGAAUGUAGAUACGCAGGGCGCUUUGCCUUCCGCAUGUCGCAGACUUGGCUCCGCACUGUUAGGCGAACACGGACUGUUGGCUCCCUUCCGCGGGGGGCGUCCAGGGAGCAGCCUCUCUGCCCCUCUGACCUCUGGAAACG